This is a messenger RNA of Tripterygium wilfordii, 1926 nucleotides long. Its product is annotated as beta-galactosidase-like. Gene Ontology annotation, cellular component: cell wall; vacuole. The record is from RefSeq and is a predicted model, not a curated record. Gene Ontology annotation, molecular function: carbohydrate binding; beta-galactosidase activity. The transcript is spliced from 11 exons. Gene Ontology annotation, biological process: carbohydrate metabolic process. The coding region runs from base 1 to 1860 and encodes 619 amino acids. NCBI's taxonomy places the organism in Eukaryota, Viridiplantae, Streptophyta, Magnoliopsida, Celastrales, Celastraceae.
AUGGCUGAAUCACAAAAUAUUGGAGUUCCAUGGAUCAUGUGUCAACAAAACGAUGCUCCACAACCAAUGAUCAACACAUGCAAUGGAUGGUAUUGUGAUUCAUUUGAACCAAAUAGUCCUACUAGUCCUAAAAUGUGGACUGAAAAUUGGACUGGUUGGUUUAAGAGCUGGGGUGGCAAAGACCCACAUAGGACUGCUGAGGAUUUGGCAUUUUCAGUUGCAAGAUUUUUCCAAAGAGGAGGAACAUUCCAAAACUACUACAUGUAUCAUGGUGGGACAAAUUUUGGAAGAACAGCUGGUGGUCCAUAUAUCACAACUUCCUAUGAUUAUGAUGCACCUCUUGAUGAAUUUGGCAAUUUGAAUCAACCCAAAUGGGGACAUUUGAAACAACUUCAUGAUAUGUUACAUUCCAUGGAAAAUACCCUCACAAAUGGAAAUAUCUCUACCAUUGAUUUUGGAAAUUCUGUGACAGCCACUGUGUAUGCAACUGAGGAAGAGUCAAGCUGCUUUCUGGGUAAUGCAAAUGAGACUUCAGAUGCAACAAUUGACUUCCAAGGCAAUACUUACACUGUGCCUGCAUGGUCAGUCACUCUUCUCCCAGAUUGCAAAACUGAAGAAUACAACACUGCAAGGGUGAACACUCAAACAUCAAUAAUGGUGAAACAAGCAAGCAAAGCAGAAGAAGAGCCAAGUUCUCUUAAAUGGUCAUGGAGGCCUGAAGAUACAGCCAAGACUGUACUUCUUGGACAGGGACAUGUGGUUGCUAACCAAAUAAUUGAUCAAAAAGCUGCUACUAAUGACGCCAGUGAUUAUUUGUGGUACAUGACAAGUGUGAACCUUGCCAAAGAUGAUCCAGUUUGGAGCGAUAAUAUGACACUUAGGGUUAAUGGCAGCGGCCACAUGCUCCAUGCUUAUGUUAAUGGAGAUUAUCUUGGUUCUCAGUGGGCCAAAUAUGGAGUUUUCAACUAUGUGUUCGAACAAGCUAUCAAGUUGAAAUCAGGAAGCAAUGUGAUUUCAUUGCUUAGUGCUACUAUUGGCUUACAGAACUAUGGUGCCUAUUUUGAUUUGAUACAAAGUGGAAUUAUUGGUCCAGUUGAGUUGGUUAGUCAUAAAGGUGAUGAGACAAUAUCCAAAGAUCUCUCUGCUCACAAAUGGUCUUACAAGAUUGGUUUGAAUGGCUUAGAAGGCAAACUCUAUAAUUCUCCUUCUAACUGGCAAUCAGAGGCUCUUCCCACCGAGAAGAUGAUGACUUGGUACAAGGCCACAUUUGAAGCUCCAUUAGGAAAAGACCCAGUUGUGGUAAAUCUUGAAGGGAUGGGAAAGGGUCUGGCUUGGGUCAAUGGACAUAGCAUUGGACGAUACUGGCCAAGUUAUAUUGCUGAAGAAGAUGGUUGCAGCGUAGAUUUAUGUGAUUAUCGUGGUCCUUAUGACAACAACAAAUGUGUCACCAACUGUGGUUCACCGACCCAGUCAUGGUACCAUGUUCCAAGAUCAUUCCUUGAAGAUGAUAUCAACACAUUGGUUUUGUUCGAAGAGCUUGGUGGAAACCCAUCUCAUGUAAAUUUCCAAACUGUGACCACUGGAACUGUUUGUGGAAAUGCCUAUGAGAGCAAGACUCUGCAAUUAUCAUGCCAAAAUCGCCCAAUUUCAGCAAUCAAGUUUGCAAGUUUUGGAAAUCCUGAAGGAGUUUGUGGAUCUUUCGCCAAGGGAGAUUGCGAAGGAAGCAACGAUGCAUUGUCGAUUAUUCAGCAGUUAUGUGUUGGAAAGGAAGCUUGUUCGAUUGAAGUUUCUGAAAGUGUUUUUGGUUCCACCACCGGUUGCGCCAAGAACAGAAGACUGGCUGUGGAAGCUGUCUGCUAGUUUCUUUUUUCAAAUAUUUAGUUGUCAGUCAAAGGUUGUUUAGUCAACGUAAUAAGUAGAGUCAGA